AUGGCAUCCCAAGAUCCAGAAAUUGCGCACAGUCCCGCCAAAAGCGGCGAUGACGAGAAGUACAUCGGUGAAAAGCAAGAGACCGCCUACAUCGACUUGGAGAACACCGCCACGGCAAAGAUCAAAAAUCCCUUGACUCACCUGUCCAACGAGGAAGUCAUCAAAGAUGUUGAAGAGUUCGCCAGGGAGAACGACUUUGCAGACAUGACGGACUUACUCGUGAAGGGUGCUCUCGUCGCCAAGGAUCCUCCAGCCUUCGAGAGCGUUCCGGGCCUCAGUGAACCCGAGAAAGAAGCCAUUCGUAACGAGGUCUUGCACAAAUGGCGUCAGCCAAAGUCACUCUAUUUCACAAUCAUCCUUUGCUCGAUUGGUGCAGCUGUACAGGGCUGGGAUCAAACUGGCUCCAACGGUGCAAAUCUCUCCUUCCCAGACGCCUUAGGCAUUCCAAUUAGUAACCAGUUGGCCAAUGGACAACCGAAUCCUAACGCUGCCCGCAAUCAAUGGUAUCAAGGACUGAUAAAUGCCGGUCCAUAUAUUGCCUCGGCAUUCAUUGGUUGUUGGUGCUCUGAUCCACUAAACAACCUCUUUGGCCGACGAGGAACCAUUUUUAUGUCCGCCGUCUUCUGCUUCUUGAGUCCGAUUGGUUCUGCCGUUGCUCAAACGUGGGAUCAACUUCUUGUCACUCGACUUCUGCUCGGCAUUGGUAUGGGCUGCAAAGGCUCGACGGUUCCAAUCUUCAGUGCCGAGAACGCCCCUGCAUCAGUCCGAGGAGGUCUAGUCAUGAGUUGGCAGAUGUGGACUGCUUUCGGUAUAUUUUUGGGCACCUGCGCCAAUCUUGCUGUUAAGGAUACUGGCUCCAUCUCGUGGCGCCUUCAGUUUGGCUCUGCCCUGCUUCCUGCCCUGCCUCUUCUGAUCGGAGUCUACUUCUGUCCAGAAUCUCCUCGUUGGUACAUCAAGAAAGGGAGAUACCGCAAUGCCUUCACAUCACUCAAGCGUCUCCGAAACACCGAACUUCAGGCUGCACGUGAUUUGUACUACAUCUUUGCUCAACUCCGCAUGGAAGCCAGCUUGGUCCAGAAGCAGAGCAACUAUCUUACUCGGUGCCUGCAACUUUUCACAAUUCCACGGGUUCGUCGUGCCACUCUUGCAUCCUUCACUGUCAUGAUUGCUCAACAGAUGUGCGGAAUCAACAUCAUUGCCUUUUACAGCUCCACCGUAUUCUCGGAAGCUGGCGCCUCAGUCACGGACUCACUAUUGGCAUCCUGGGGCUUCGGGUUGGUGAACUUUGUAUUCGCCUGGCCCGCCAUUUGGACCAUCGAUACAUUUGGCCGUCGUUCUCUCCUGUUGUUCACCUUUCCUCAGAUGGCAUGGACAUUGCUAGCUGCCGGCCUUUGCUAUUUAAUUCCUUCCUCAAGCCAGGCCCAUCUAGGUCUGGUGGCUCUCUUUAUCUAUUUGUUUGCGGCCUUCUACUCGCCGGGAGAGGGGCCUGUGCCAUUCACAUAUUCCGCCGAAGUCUUCCCUCUUUCUCACCGUGAGGUCGGUAUGGCUUGGGCAGUGGCGACUUGCUUGUUCUGGGCUGCCGUGCUCUCAAUCACUUUCCCCCGAAUGCUUUCGGCGAUGAGCCCGACGGGUGCGUUCGGGUUCUACGCAGGCCUGAAUAUCUGCGCGCUUGUUAUGAUCUUCUUAUUCUUGCCCGAGACCAAGCAACGGACCUUGGAGGAGCUUGACUAUAUCUUUGCUAUUCCAACUCGUACUUUUAUGAAGCAUCAAGUUGGUACCGUCCUGCCAUGGUGGAUUAAGACGACAAUCUUCCGCCGAAAGAUCGGCCCUUGCCCUGCGCUAUGGUCGUUCGAUGGCCAUGUGGAUAAUGAUAAAGAGUUCGUCGAGACUAUCCGCAGACAAAGCGAGGCCGUCCACGGUGGUCGCCGCCGCAGCAGCAUUGCGGACAGAAUUGCCAACAGAUUCUAA
Cladophialophora psammophila CBS 110553 is the source of this 1968-nucleotide messenger RNA. RefSeq lists its product as uncharacterized. Gene Ontology annotation, molecular function: myo-inositol:proton symporter activity. NCBI's taxonomy places the organism in Eukaryota, Fungi, Ascomycota, Eurotiomycetes, Chaetothyriales, Herpotrichiellaceae. The transcript has 9 exons. The record is from RefSeq and is a predicted model, not a curated record. Gene Ontology annotation, cellular component: membrane. Gene Ontology annotation, biological process: transmembrane transport. Bases 1 to 1968 code for a protein of 655 amino acids.